CUGUAUCAGGCUUUGCAUGGUUGCCUCUACAUAUCACUAUUCCUGGUUAUUGGAAGACCUUUGAGUCAGCUCCAGAAAUGUCGUUGGUGUGUGUGGCAGACUUUAAGGCACGUGCACAAGAGCUGCUAUCUAAGUCAUCGUGGGACUUUAUUGAAGGAGAAGCUGAUGAGGGCAUCACAUACAAGGAAAACAUCGCAGCGUUUAAAAGAAUCCGCCUCCGCCCCAGAUACCUGAGAGAUGUGUCAGAGGUGGACACCAGAACCACAAUCCAAGGGCGGGAGAUCUCGGCCCCCAUUUGCAUCUCACCCACGGCUUUGCACUCUAUUGCCUGGCCAGAUGGAGAGAGGAGCACAGCCAGAGCUGCUGUGUGCUCCAUUAUCUGCUUUUUUGCCAGCUGUUCCGUGGGCUGUAUUGUUGCUGCUGUUGUUGGUGGUUUCCGCUGGUUCUUGCUCUGUUUGCAAUUCUAUUUGGAGUUCGAUUGGGAGCUGAUUCGGCGGGUGGUUGGGUUGGUUUUCGCCUUUUUUUUGGUCGCUUUGGUUGUCCCUGUAGUUGGCCCAAUGCUCAACCAUAAAAUGUCAAAUUUGUGUCAUCUUUUGAGUAAAUCAAGUGAUGUGAGAAUUUGGGACUAACAUUCACCUUCUCAUUCCCUACAGAGAAAUUCCACACAUUUGCCAAGUACAACUUUCUGCUGGAAUGAUCUCUCCUUGCUUCAGAGUAUGACUCAGUUGCCCAUUAUCCUCAAAGGGAUUUUGACGAAAGAGGAUGCAGAAUUAGCAGUGAAACACAAUGUCCAAGGCAUCCUUGUUUCCAACCAUGGUGGUAGGCAGCUUGAUGAGGUUCCUGCUUCAAUUGAUGCUCUGACCGAAGUGGUGGCCGCUGUCAAAGGGAAAGUUGAAGUCUACAUGGAUGGUGGGGUUCGAACAGGCAAUGAUGUGCUGAAGGCCCUGGCCCUUGGGGCUAAGUGUGUUUUCCUUGGGAGACCGAUCCUCUGGGGCCUUGCCUACAAGGGAGAACACGGUGUCAAGGAAGUUUUAAAUAUUUUAAAAACAGAGCUCCACACGUCUAUGGCCCUUUCAGGCUGCCGAUCAGUUGCUGAGAUCAGUCCAGACCUGAUUCAGUUCCCCAGAUUAUAAAGAUCUACUGAAAUUGCCUGCAAGGGGAAGACACAUCUUCAACACGGUG
Peromyscus maniculatus bairdii (prairie deer mouse) is the source of this 1182-nucleotide messenger RNA. The record is from RefSeq and is a predicted model, not a curated record. NCBI's taxonomy places the organism in Eukaryota, Metazoa, Chordata, Mammalia, Rodentia, Cricetidae.